Molecule: messenger RNA, 1509 nt
Organism: Gigantopelta aegis
Lineage: Eukaryota; Metazoa; Mollusca; Gastropoda; Neomphalida; Peltospiridae
Product: protein mono-ADP-ribosyltransferase PARP12-like
Exons: 5
Coding region: 4-1011 (335 amino acids)
Molecular function (GO): NAD+ poly-ADP-ribosyltransferase activity
Source: RefSeq, a predicted model, not a curated record
ACGAUGAAUGUCAGUGGAGGAAACAUCAGCAGUGUUCAGCGACUGACGACAAGCUCGUCGAAGAACUCUCCUCUGAAUAUUCAGGAGUGGACGACUAUUUGGCACUGGUACUGGCAGGAUGAAAAUGGAAUUUGGAAAGAAUAUGGAGACCCAGACCGACGGGGUCGGAGGUCAGAGCUCGACAGCGACAUGGUGGAGGAGAGGUAUCUAGAGAACCCAGAUGGAUCCAUCAAGUUUGGAAAUGGCCGACAUCAGUACAUUCUGUAUUUUACUGACAUGCAACAAAUGAAUAAAAAAACAAAAACAAUGCGUGACGUUCGACGCAGACCUACAUUCUUCCAUCCUAAAGAUACCAAAAAGAAGAUAGAAGAUAUCAAAAAGAGAAGUAGUCAGGCUUCUGCUGACGUUUCGAAAUCUUUCGUACCAAAAGAAUGGAAUGUGUCAGAAAAAGAUGUCUAUGGACAUUACCAAAAAACAGUGAUUGAGCAGAGUAGCCAAGAAUUCAAGUUGAUUGACAAACUUUUUCACACGACCAUGCCUCAGGGGAGAUCAAUCAAGUCACUGGAGAGAAUCGAGAAUGGAGAAUUGUGGAACAGUUUCUGUCUAAAACGAGAUCAGAUGAAGAGAAAACUGGGGAAGGAUGUUGAUGAAUGCCAGCUGUUCCACGGAACACACGUUGACAACAUCGAGGCGAUCUGUCGCCAAGGUUUUGACUUUCGGUUCUCCGGGAAAGCUGUAGGCACCUUACACGGAAAAGGAAGUUAUUUUUCCACCGAAGCAGGUUACUCCGAUUCUUACACUGUCAACUGUGGAAAGAUGUUCAUCGCUCUAACUUUGGUGGGUGACUUUUCAAAGGGUAACCAAUCGUUUGUACGCCCACCACCAAAAAUUGAUUCUGAACCACAUGGUGAUUUGUUUGACAGCUGUGUUGACAACGUAGAAAAUCCUAAAAUCUUUGUAAUCUUUGAUGUGUACCAGGUGUAUCCGCAGUAUCUUAUCACCUAUGAGUAAGACUGUGUCUUCAUACACUGUGCAAGAUGACCCUGUUGGUAGAGUAAACUGAUCGUAAGUUUAGAAGCUGGGGCCUAAUUCACUAAACUCUCGUAACUUUUCGAUAUCGCAGUGCAAUGCUUAAAAACUUGCAAAGAGGAUGCUUUGUUGUCUAGCAGAGCCUAAGAGAGCUUUGUGAAUCAGGCCCCAGAAUUCUUAGUUUUACACUACACCAGGGAAUAAAGAUUAAAUAAAUUAGAGAUUAGCUGUGAAUCAUUCAUUCCAACAAUAUGUGAUUGCAGUUUUUUUAUUUAACACUAGAAGAAAUGAACCACAGCAGGAGUUUCGAUUUAAAAAAGAUACAUUCUUAAAAUUCUAUUUUUCUUUCACCAUUGAUAAUUAGGAAAUUAGUUAGGUGUUCUAAAAGGAACACAUGUAAGUAUCUAAAAUAUUUUAGAUGGACGUUGUAAUUAUUUUAAAGACAUUUGUACACAUAUGGUUCCGUUAAUUUUGUUUUAA